AGCGGCUGCCACCCAGCAAAAUGGCUGAUGUCACGACAGGCCUGGAAAGCCUGGAUGGGGGGGCCCUCAGCGCCCCCCAACAGACUCAGCUCAUGACCUACAAGAUCAACACCAAAAUUAACAACGAAAAAUACCUCCGGGCUCACACCGAAAUUAAGGUUCUGCUGUCUGGAUUUCUCAGAGACGUCUUGAUGAAAAGGCCGGAGAAUAUCCGAGAAUUUGCAGCAGACUACUUCACCAACCCGGAGCUGCCGAAGAAGAUCGAAGAGAAGAUGACGGAGAAGCUAAACCAGGCUACUUAA
Pseudonaja textilis is the source of this 302-nucleotide messenger RNA. RefSeq names its product regulatory subunit of type II PKA R-subunit domain containing 1 (gene RIIAD1). The record is from RefSeq and is a predicted model, not a curated record. NCBI's taxonomy places the organism in Eukaryota, Metazoa, Chordata, Lepidosauria, Squamata, Elapidae.